CUAGCAUCUCCAGUGCAGCUGGACAUCAUCGAUCGGCUGCGCGCGCUUGGAAUAUCAAAUUUCGUUGCGCUGCCCCAACUUGCUGUCGUAGGGGAUCAAUCAAGUGGCAAGAGCUCCGUCCUCGAAAGCUUUUCUGAGCUCCCUUUCCCUCGAGACAGCGGCUUAUGCACAAGAUUCGCAACACAGAUCAUCUUCCGGCGUGCUUCGACGAGCAGCGUCAAGGUCUCCAUCAUCCCAGGACCAGCCCGCAGCCGCCAAGAGGUAGAGAGACUUCGA
This is a messenger RNA of Hyaloscypha bicolor E, 276 nucleotides long. RefSeq lists its product as uncharacterized. NCBI's taxonomy places the organism in Eukaryota, Fungi, Ascomycota, Leotiomycetes, Helotiales, Hyaloscyphaceae. Gene Ontology annotation, cellular component: membrane; microtubule; cytoplasm. The transcript has 3 exons. Gene Ontology annotation, molecular function: GTPase activity; microtubule binding. The record is from RefSeq and is a predicted model, not a curated record. The annotation marks the transcript as partial.